AUUUGGAGAGGAUAAGAAAAAGAGCAUUCCUUCAAAAAAAAGAAGGAAAAAAAAAAAUGAAGUAUCCAACCAAAGAAGACCAAGUUUAAUACUUUUUUAAUUCUAAUUGGACCGAUAAGGUGGCGCAUUUUAAUAACCAUGUUACUAAAACAGGCUUUGUCUAACAUAUUUUAUGCUUUUGUUUUGCCUUUUCUUCUGUCUCAUGUUGGCUUUCAUGAAAGGGUUUUAGGGUUCUUUUUUGACUAUUUCAUUUCUGUUUUUUUUUUUUAAUCACAGUUUGUAAUUCUGCACAAAAUUUGUGAUUUUGGGAAGUGGGUUUCUCUCCAAAUCCCAAAUUAAAGUGUCUAUGCUGAGAAUUAGUUUAAAAAAUAUUGAUCAAUUUGCUCAAGUCAACCCUUGUUUUUAUCAUGGAUAAAUUUUGCUGUUUGAAGUCUUCAUUCUCUAAGCUUGUAUCCACGCGUUCAUCAUCCAGUACUGGUAAAGGAAAAAAUCAUGAAGGGUCAAUUAAGUAUGGUUUCACCCUAGUGAAAGGGAAAGCGAAUCAUCCAAUGGAGGAUUACCAUGUUGCCAAGUUUGUUCAGACACAGGGAAAAGAAUUGGGUUUGUUUGCUAUUUAUGAUGGCCACUUGGGGGAUCGUGUGCCUUCGUAUUUACAGAAACAUCUAUUUUCCAACAUUUUAAAGGAGGAUGAAUUUUGGAAUGACCCUGGUGCAUCUAUAUCAAAAGCAUAUCUGAGUACAGAUCAGACAAUUCUUUCACAUAGUUCUGAUUUGGGGCGUGGCGGAUCGACAGCUGUAACUGCAAUAUUAAUCAACGGUCAAAUUUUAUGGACAGCUAAUGUUGGAGAUUCGCGAGCAGUUCUUUCAAGAAAAGGUCAAGCAGUGCAAUUGACUACAGAUCAUGAGCCCAAUACAGAGCGAGGUAUCAUUGAGAACAAGGGUGGUUUUGUCUCCAACUUGCCAGGUGAUGUCCCUAGAGUAAAUGGUCAACUGGCCGUUUCUCGUGCAUUUGGAGACAAGAGUCUCAAAUCUCAUUUGCGAUCAGACCCUGAUGUACAGAAUACUGAUGUAGAUGUUGAUAUUGAUAUUUUAAUCCUUGCAAGUGAUGGACUUUGGAAGGUAAUGGCUAAUCAAGAGGCAGUUGAUAUUGCUAGAAAGGUGAGAGAUCCACUGAAAGCAGCUAAACAAUUAACAGCUGAAGCAUUAAAAAGAGACAGUAAAGAUGAUAUAUCUUGUGUUGUGGUUAGAUUUAGGUGUUGAUAUAUAUUUUAAAUCUUGCUGAAUGAAAUUUAUAGAACUGAAAUAAGGGUGUACACAUAUAUAUCUAUACAUGGCAAUGCCAAUUCAUGGCUGCAAACAACACAUCAUAUACUAUAUAUACUUGGUUGGAGUUAGUUUUGACUAAAUUCAUUUAGGUAAUUUGUUAAAGAAAAAGGAAAGGGUGUGUCAACAUUUGAAUUUGUUUACAGGUUAGGUCUUGUUUGUGAUUGUUUGAUUUGAUUUGAUUUCUUUAAGUGUGAAUAUUAGGAGUCUACAUAAGAGAGAAGAAAAACUAUAUGUAGAUUGACGAUGUUUGCAUCUAAUUAGUAGUUGGAGAAUUGAUAUUGUGUUUUGUUGGUUGAA
Trifolium pratense (red clover) is the source of this 1622-nucleotide messenger RNA. RefSeq names its product probable protein phosphatase 2C 10. Gene Ontology annotation, biological process: protein dephosphorylation. The transcript is spliced from 5 exons. The record is from RefSeq and is a predicted model, not a curated record. NCBI's taxonomy places the organism in Eukaryota, Viridiplantae, Streptophyta, Magnoliopsida, Fabales, Fabaceae. Bases 408 to 1259 code for a protein of 283 amino acids. Gene Ontology annotation, cellular component: cytosol; nucleus. Gene Ontology annotation, molecular function: protein serine/threonine phosphatase activity.